CUAUCACUUCAUCUAAUUCACUCCAGAAUCUCUCUUUCUCCUCUAACUCACAACCUACCUGUGGGGCAUAACCACUAACAACAUUCAACAUCACCCCUUCAUCCUCUAACUUCAGACUCAUCACCCUGUCUGACACUCUCAUCACCUCCAGAACAUUCCUCACAAACUCCUCCUUCAGGACCACACCUACCCCAUUUCUCUUACUAUCCACCCCAUAAUAAAACAGCUUGAAUCCUGCUCCUAUACUACGAGCCUUGCUCCCCUUCCCCCUGGUCUCCUGUACACACAGUAUAUCCACCUUCCUUCUGUCCAUCAUAUCAGCCAGCUCUCUACCUUUCCCUGUCAUAGUACCAACAUUCAGAGUUCCUAUUCUCAGUCCUACACUCUUACCUUUCCUCUUCUCUCUCUGUCUGCACACUCUCCUCCCUCCUCUACUUCUUCCACCAACAGUAGCCCAAUUUCCACCAGCGCCCUGUAGGUCAAUGGCGCCGAUGGCGGUCGUUGUUAACCCGGGCCUCGACCAAUCCGGUAUGAAAUUCAGAGUACUGAUGAUUCGCAUGGUUAAAUUUGGCAAUGUUUUACACCGGAUGCCCUUCCUGACACAACCCUCUCUAUUUAUCUGGGAUAGGGACCGGCACAGAAGUCACUGGACUGUGACCCCAUGGCUAGAUUUGUUACUUUACUCCAGCAGGCAGGCAGCGGUCAGUAACCCCCUGCUGGACCAGCUGCCCAGUUACCAGUCGUUGCUGUACAGGAGGAAGUGGUCAGGCAGCAGUAAGAGGCGGAGUUCAGCACGGGGGCGGUACAGCUCAACAGGAAGCUCCUCAGAAGGUGGGGCAAGUGGAGAGGGCAGGAGCGUACGAGGGGGCGGGCUUCAGGACAGAAAGUGGGCAUUCGGGAGGGGGGACAGGACAAUUCGUGGAGCCACUGAACAUAGACCUGCUCGAGAACUGCCAUGGAGCAUGGAGGAGAAACGCAAACACAGAGUUAUGCAGCAGGACAGACAGCUGGGUGUGUGUUCUCAGUGGAGAAUCAGCACUCGUCACUAUCUGAAGAGGAUGAAGGAGGACAGCAUGGUGUUAAUGAACACACUGCAACUGUGGAGAAGUGAUAUACACCUUAUAGAGGGUAUGUUUGGAACAGGGAUUUUGUCGUACUUCUCAUUCCUGCGCUUCUUGGUCCUGCUGAACUUCGUGAUGUUCCUGCUGAUGUUCACUUUCGUCAUGUUGCCCAUCAUUGCGUCCAGUCACACCUCGUCCAUCAACUCCACUAUGACAACCAGGGGCACAGAAAGGAAUGAGUGCAGUGUUUACUCCCCCUCCUCUCACAGGGGACUGGUCAUGUUCCACCAGCACAUCAUCGACCUGCUGUCCGGCACUGGCUUUCUGGAACACACCUACCUGUUCUAUGGUUACUAUAAUGUGGAGUCAGUCAACUAUUCACACUUCAGCUAUAACCUGCCAUUAGCUUACGUGCUCUGCACCAUCACCUACCUGCUACUCAGCCUCAUCUGGAUCGUUAAGAGGUCAGCUGCAGGCUUUAAGAGGAAGCUGAUUCAGGAUGAAGAUCGUUUCCAGAGUUUUUGUAAUAAGAUCUUCGCUGGCUGGGAUUUCUGUAUAACUAAUGAGAAUGCGGCACGUUUAAAACACAGCAGCCUGCUGUAUGAACUCAAGACGGAUCUGGAGGAGGAGCGGAUCAGACAGAAGAUGGCUGAGCGUUCCCAGUUAGAGAAGUGUCGUAUUUACGCCAUCCGGGUCGCUCUGAACCUGUUUGUGAUCGCCGUGCUCGUCUGCUGCUUCUACUGCAUCUACAGUGCCACCAUCUUCUCCCAGCAGGCACAGGCUCAGAAUAAGCAGUAUAACUUCAUAGUGGAGUUGAUAUUUGAGUAUCUGCCCUCCAUUGUCAUCACACUGGCCAACUUCAUCACUCCCAUCAUCUUCAGCAUCAUCAUCAGCUUCGAGGAUUACUCUCCUGCCUUCGAGAUCCGCUUCACACUCCUCAGGUGUGUGUUUAUGCGUUUGGCCAGUAUUGGAGUCCUGCUGUUCUCUCUGUGGUCUCAGAUCACCUCCUGCCCAAAGACAGAGGACAGACUGUGUCCUUGUGGUUACAACCAUACACUUUACCCUUGCUGGGAGACCCAUGUAGGCCAGGAAAUGUACAAGCUGAUGAUCUUUGAUUUCCUCAUCAUUGGGGCAGUCACUGUCUUCGUUGAGUUUCCCAGAAAGAUCUUAGUGAAUCACUGUGACUGGGCUUUGGUAAAGUGGUGGGGUCAGCAAGAGUUCUCCAUCCCCCAGAACGUUCUGGAGAUUGUCUAUGGUCAGACCAUCUGCUGGAUCGGUACCUUCUACUGCCCCCUGAUGCCCGCCAUCAACACCAUCAAGUACUUCCUGGUCUUCUACAUCAAGAAGGUGACUCUGGUGAAUAACUGUCGUCCAGCGUCUCGUCCGUUCCGGGCCAGCAGCUCCAACUUCUUCUUCCUGGCGGUGCUGCUGAUUGGAUUAGCACUUGCUACACUUCCUGUUACAGUCAGCAUCGCACUGAUCCGCAGCUCAGGGGCGUGUGGAGCGUUCAUGACCUUCACCACCUCCUGGGAGGUCGUCCCUCACUCGGUGUCCACACUCCCCUCUGGACUGCAGUCUGUCUUCACUGCACUCGCUUCAGAGGCCUGUGCUGUGUCCUUCUUUGUCAUCACCUGUCUGGCAAUGUUCUAUGUGAUUGCAUUAGCUGGAGCUCAUAAACGUGUCAUCAAUCAACUGAGAGAUCAACUGGCCAUGGAGGGAAGAGAUAAGCGGUUUCUGAUGCAGAAAUUGUGUCAGGCUCAGUCUAAUCCUCGUUGCCGUAGGAACCAGAAACCCAGCAGCUCCAGUGUGUACAUGAUUGCCCCGCCCACUGAGACGCAUGCCUAACACACUCUUUCCUCAUGACCUUAGCACAUAAUGAGUGCUCUUUUCCCAUGGCAACAGUCCACAACAACCUGUCUGGUGGUCUGAGAGGUUCAGGUCACAAUGAGUUCUCACUGGACUCUGAAUGGUUCAGGUCACAAUGAGGUCAUAAUCACUCUUAAGCUCAUUUCCUGAUUGGACCAUCGUUAACUGUUCCUGCUCUAAUUAACAUUAAUGAAUCGGUCAGUAUUUUGGUUAAACUGUUACAUUCUGCAUUGUCAUUGUUGUGUGUUUUUAUCAGUAACAGGCCUAAACUUCCUCCACUUUAAUGUGUGUGUGUGUGUGUGUGUGUGUGUGUGAGAGAUGUUUACACUUUUAUAUCCUGGGUCUGUUUUUCUCUAUUUAAUUUUAUGUGUGUAACUCGUCUUGGGAAUUAAACAGUGUGUGAGUUUGUGUUCUUUCAAAUAAUAAAUAUUCUUUAAAUUCA
This is a messenger RNA of Hemibagrus wyckioides, 3369 nucleotides long. Its product is annotated as transmembrane channel-like protein 7. NCBI's taxonomy places the organism in Eukaryota, Metazoa, Chordata, Actinopteri, Siluriformes, Bagridae. The record is from RefSeq and is a predicted model, not a curated record. Gene Ontology annotation, cellular component: plasma membrane. The coding region runs from base 483 to 2906 and encodes 807 amino acids. The transcript has 15 exons. Gene Ontology annotation, molecular function: mechanosensitive monoatomic ion channel activity.